AGGUGACGAGGUUGAGGGCGUGUGGUCGUCUUCUAGUGUACCUCCUGCCCUGAAGCGAAGCAGCAAUUAUGUACGAAAAAAUGGUGAGCAGGCCCGUCUCGGUCUCGAGGUGGCAGAGUCAUAGGUUACGCAGGCGUGUAUUCUGUAAAAGUGAAUUACUUCUAGCUGCCGCUACGAGUCGUCGUCGUGCAGCAAGUACUAUGAAAUAGAAGCUGCGUACAACAGAACUUUGGCUUUAUUCAUCACAGAAAUUACACCCCACGAAUUCGCUUGUUUGGCUUUGCUUGCCAUGUGCAUGAAAAAAAGUUAAAUUUUUUGAGCAAGAACGGAAAGAACAGUGAAUAAAUUCAACCCUCGGCUUCAUGAUGAAACGGUUGUUUCACGGAACGUCACGCGAGAUGGACUUUGGCGUGACGUGACCUCGUCAAUAGUCUGUCACUAGUGAUUGGACUUGCGGAAUAAGGGAGCCCGCGUGCCCCCAGCGAACGAGGCCGCGGUCCUCGCAAGUGUCGAUUGCAAUCUCUGCUGUCGAGGAACAGGAACAGGAACAGCACACUCACACAGCAGUAGAGUGAGAAAACCUUGCGGGGGUAGAAGUUGCGCGACGCCACCGACUUGUUCAAGAAGUAGAGGUCGACUCAUCGCCCAGCAUGGAUCGCAAGCGGAACCCGUUGGGGUUCCUGGACGAGCUCCUGGAGGAGGAGAAGAUGAGCAACGAGCACUUUGGGUCCGUGCAAUUCUGGAAGAAUUACGAGUUUAUCGACGUGACACGGUUGUACAACCCCCGGUCGAUCGAGUACCGCAACGUCAAGCUGAUCGUUUACGAGGCGUUUUUCUACAUGAUUGGGGUGCUGAUGCUCACGCUGUACAUAAACAGCUACAUGGGCGACGGCGGCAUGAACCUGGAGGCGCGCAACCAGCAAGAACGGUACUGGGGCGGCUGCGAGGCGAAGCGGGGGUCCUGUAAGAUCGAUGACGUAAAGGACGGCUCGACGCUCUUGGUGUUUUUGCAGGAAACCAUAAUACCGAAACUGUUCACAGACCAGCCGGAAUAUUACGCGCUAACCACGUCGGAAUCAACGGCGAACUCUCUCUACACGUUAAAUUCAGACUCCGUGCCCUGGUUGCCAAGGUAUUGUAUCAGAGUAAGAAUGCCAGUGAAAGUACCCAAAGGACAAUACCUAUAAAUUUUUGUUGGAGGAACGUAGAAUAAGUACACCACUUCGCUGCACACACCAUAAGCACAUUUCCCGCUAGCAGACUUUUGGCGUCACUUAGUUCAAGAACUUGAAGAGAUUUUUUGUACACAUCAAAAUCGAAAUCAGAUAUUGUGGCGACACAAAGACCAUCGUUAUGUUGGGAAACACGCGGGUGAGACAACUUCGUGUCCAGAAAAAUCGUGGCUGCAACGUUCGUACGGAAUUUGCGGGCCUGAAGAUCGGCAAGGGAGGCGCAGUCGAUGAAACGCCUAUAGCAUGCUAUCCUCCGUUUUCCGAAGAAGUGGAAUCGCAAUUAACGUACCGAAAAUUUGCUAGCGUGCCUAUAUGUAAACGUAAAGCUAAAGUCUUCGUGAUCUUUGAUGAUUGAAAACCAAAACCGCGUUGCCAUUCAUUUACUUUCGCCUUAUGAUAUGUUGAGAACGUGAACGCUCAGCACACGACAAGCAACUGCAAAAACUUUGGUCUUUUUAUCUAUCAAAGCCUACGAAAAUUUCAAGGUACCCCGCGAAGCACGUGCCAGCGAUAGUGAAGGACUUCUACACGCAUUCACUCGACCGCUCUAAGGCGAUCGAAGCGCUCAAUGCGAACUCUCUAUCAGGCUCGGUGAAAUUGCCCAGUAUACAGAAUUUGAUGCGCAACAACGCCAGCAUGACGACAAUGCAGGGAAGACACGCGGUCUACCCCGGGGAGGGUUUCUACUUCGAUUUGCCGCUGAAAAGGCGCGAAGCAGAAAACGUAAUCACGGAGCUGAGGAGUUGGGACUUUUUGGACAAAAGCACACGAGCCGUGAUUGUCGAGAACACGGUAUGUCAAUACCAUCACUUCUACCUGCCGUUGCGCCACUUUUGUUGAGGAUAUCUACUCGUGUGUCUUUACAGUGAAGACGAUGACUUCGUCAGAUUUUGUACAUCUUCAUAAGACGGUGUCUAAUCACAUUCAGAAAAAUGGCACAACAACAUGUGAGCUUUGUUCUAUGCAUCAUGAUACCAUCCUGCAUAAAAUCAUGCGCGACCCUUUCAUGACAAGUUGAGUCUUUGUUUUGUACAUCUACAUUCACGAUUGGAAAUGGCACGAUGCAUGUGUGUCUGUGAACCUGAACUGCACCUCAAUGAUAAUACUAUAAAUACAGGUCGUGAACCCGAACACGAACAUCAUUGUGUCCAACCGCCUCCUCUUCGAAUUUAACGCCUUCGGGACAGUUUCCGUGCGGCAAGACCACGUGCCAAUCUAUCGCGCCAAAAAAAAUGAUCAUACUCAUACUUUCGCCAUUUUUGGCCAAAAUCCAAUCAAUCGGAAUCGAGGCAAAAAAGUGCACUUUUUAGCGUAUGACCACUUUUUUUAGCCAGGACGCUAUGGCGAUUCUGGUACUUUUUCAGAACCAGCCUUGUCCGCCCGUGAUUUGCAUUCUUUUAAAUGUGACGCUUUUCUGCGUUUUGAAAGAAUAGCGCCGCGCUAAAAAAAGUGGUCAUACGACUUUUUGUCGCGUUUUCUUCUAGAAAAGUUGAAAAAAGUAUGAGCGCCCCAAUUUUAGGGCGCCGGAAAAUGGUAUGAUCACUUUUUUCAAACACGGCGGUAUGGCCCACUACAUGUGGCCCACGCCAGGAAAAUAAAAGUGAUCAUACCCAAAGUCGCCGCAUUUUCAGUCUUUGCAGAAUCUGUGAAGAAAAGUGCUACUUUUCAGGUCAAAAACGGCAAAAGUAUAAGUAUGAUCAUUUUUUUCAGCGCGAUACAAUCCGAGCGACGUUGUUGAGCAUGUCUCUCCUCGCAACGGACGAAAAGGUGUCCUUCAUGUUUCUCGUCAUUUUCCGCGCCUUCUUCUUCCUGUAUUUCGUCGCCGCGGUGUGGUUUAUGUACAAAAACCGGCUGGGGUAUUUUUUCUACGCCUGGAAUCUCCUGGACGUGGUAAUCAUCGUGCUUUUCGGGAUCCACCUGGGCGUGCAGUUCACCACCUUCACCGACGUGCUUUCCGAGACCCAGUUUCUGCCCGAAAUGCUCGGCAUGCCGGAGUUUUUCUUCAGUUUCUCGAAGCUGCGAGCGGGGUUGGUCGCGAGCGAUGGACUCCUGUCCGUCAUAGGUCUGCUGUGUUGGCUGCGCACACUCAAAUUUUUCACACUGCUGGAUAGGUUUAGGAUACUCACGAGGACGAUAGAAAGAACCUUCGAGGAUUUGGCAGUCUUCGCCCUGCUGCUUGCGACUAUAAUCUUCGGCUUCAGUAUUUUUUUACUUGCUGCAUGUUUUCAUUCUUCUGAUGACUGCAUGUUAGCUUUUUUGCAAAUUUGCAUCUGUGCAAUCGGCACGCGUUGCUGCUUGUUCCGCUUAGUGUUUAUAAAAAUCUGUGCCUGCACAACUUUACGCUUCCAGGUGUCGCUUUCUGGGUAGGCUUCUACAACCGAGAAGACGUGCCGGAGUUCCAGACCUUCUUGAGUUCGAUGUCAACCUUGUUCUUCAUGCUUGCAAAAGGCGUCAAGUUGGAGUUUCUGUUCGAGAACAACCAUUGGCUGCCACAAGCACUUUACGUCACCUACCUGAUCGUCGUCUACUUCCUUCUAGUCAACAUGUUUAUGGCGAUCGUCAACGACACCUUCACACUUGUCACGUACUCGGCACGACACCAAGGCAGAAAAUCAUUCGCGCAGGACAGUGUGACAUGGUAAGUUUGAUGUAGUUGCACCUCGUCAGGCAUUGCAGCAGCAGCUAUGACCUAUUUAAACAAAAAGGACUUGAGGAAAGAAAGCGCUGAUUCGCUUUCUGUCUGCUGACCCUCAUCGACACGACACUAACACGUAUAUUCAGGUGCUUCCUGAUAAGUUACGCGGCGAAGCUGAAGGGUGAAGUCUUCCUUGGCGGUGACGAACUGGACGAGGAUCGAGGGCACCUGAAAGAGCAGUUUAUCGAGGUAUCCGCACUGCCAGACGUCUUGCAGAAAGCGUGGGAGGUAAAACGGGAGCAGAUUCGAUCUCUCGUGCAGCAGAAGGUAGAAACCAUGGGCCACACAGCGGAGAUUCAAAAAUUAAAAGCCGAAUUCGACGACUUCGACAGGAAAGGCGUAAUUAGCCGAGUGCAAAUACAGAGGCUCCUUGACGAAGACGAGAUACUAGUGCACAUCUUGAGCACCAACAAGGCCAUUGACGUCAUACGACGAUUCUCGGUAGCUGUUCUGUUUCACUUUUCCUUUUGUAGGCCAAGGCCUCUUGGUUAUGCAAGUAGUGAUCCGUGUGUCAACAUUAACUCCCAAGAACGGCAACCGCGCUUCCUUUUUGUGUCCGUGAGCCAGAGAGUUGACGACGGUGGAGGUGAAAAACCUUCUAUCACACGGCUUCGUGUAUGUCGUCGCGUCAUUUUUGCCCGAGCUGUAGUGUUUAGCACAUGAAUUCUGGCUACCUACUUCAACCGGCUGCGCUUACUACAAUGGCGCGGGUAGCGCGAGGGCGCGCAUACCUGUCAUAUUCGCACGCCGCACUUUGAGAGCAUCCUUUAGAUGCGACAGUUCCCUCAAGUUUGAAGUGUGCACGGUACGGUCCCGCGGGUGCGGUGCUCGAGGGGCUGGCCACCCUGAGGACAGCAACGUAGUGCGGGGGGCAGUGGAGGGAUGCUCUGACAGCCCGCGCCUUUUUUGGAGUUGCAUCUCUUCUGCAGCGCUGCGCUGCGUUUGCUUCUGCCGCACACAGGUGUGACGGCACGACAUCGCUAAUUGAGAACACAUGCCUUACAUCGGCCUUGCCUACUUGAUGCUUUCACAGAUCAAUAUGAAUUUUCCACGUGUCGUGUUUAGCGACGCUAUUCUGACCACCCCAGGGCACACGUGUGCAAUCCUGCAAUCGCGCGGGGAGUACGGUCAGCCGUGCAAUCCUGCCAUUGCCGCACGCCCAUUGGGGUUGAGGAUGUGGAUCUGGUUGUGCUGACCUAAUUAACUCCUCCCUCGGGGUCCCGCGGGUGCGACGCCAGAGGGAUGUCGCCUAGCGCUCCUGAUGACGGCGACGUAGUGCGAAGCUCAGGCUUCCGCAGGGAUCUCGGGCGGCAGCCCGUGCGCUUUUCUUUGUUUUUCCAAGUACGACGAAGGACGAAGAGUUGUCGUGGUGCCUUCGUUUUGGCGUUGCAUUUUUCGCCAAAAAGAACCAAAACGAUCUACUUGAAUGCGGAGAUGCAGUAGGUCCAUCAUUUUCAUCUUGCACGACGAGUGACCACUACAGCUGGUACUCAUACAAAAAUUCAGGUGCCGCAAUUCCGCAACAGUAACGACGAUGCCUUCCACGAGAUUACAACGCUUCAAGAAAACGUCUUCUCCAAACUGGAAGAGUUUGACGGUGGCGAAAACAAGCUCGAGUUCGGCUGCAUAGAAACGUACAGGCGCACGACAUGAAUGAUGUUUUCUUUUUUCUUGUUUCCUGAACCUGAACUUUCGCAACGAAAUUGAAAUAGUGGUCCUCACUGCAUGAUCGUACUUUAUUUUUUACGAACAAUGAGCAAUACAGACAGCGAUGUCGUCGCGCAUCAAUCACAUUAUUCUUGACACAUCAGGUUGAAACUCGUGUCCACGGGGUUACAGGAUGCCAUGAGUGAGAUAUCAGAAUGAAAAAUCCCCCCUCCCCAUAUUAAAACGAACUUUCUGAUGCUGGAUUUGCGUACACAAAUCAGAUUUGUCUUGCUGGCGAGGACUGCAGGUCCAUAUUAAUCCCGAGCCGCCAGGUUUUGGCCUAGGCGCUUAGCAUGACAGACGUCUACGCUGUAGCUAAAACAGCACGACAAACCGCCUGUAGAAUGCGGCGGAGCUUGUUGUGGAGUUGCCUUCAUGCAACACAGAGACGAUUUGUGACCUCAAAUCAGCAACAUAAAUUUUCGGCAGCAUACCUUUUCAAUAUGGGGAGGGGGGAUUUUUCCUUUUGAUAUGAGAUCCAGAACCAAUGGCGAAACGAGCUGACGUCCGUGCUGGAGUCGACCAACCACCUCGCCAGUUAUCAAAUGUAAAAAUGUCUGGGUCUGGAAGAAUACGAGAUCUGUCAUGCUAGUCUGGCAUGACACUGAGCUCUGUAUUGCGUGGCCAGCAAGAGGUCCUCUAGUCUGUCAUGCAAAAACGCUGUCUGUCAUGCGGAAUACGCAACACGGAGGCACGGAAAAGUCUGUCAUGCUUGGCAGUGUAUUACAGUGCCAUUUCUAUUCACUGACAUGCAUCACAACUUUCCCGACCCAGACAUAUUUGCAGUGCAUACCAUUAUCUUGACGACGAUGACUCAAAAAAUGGAAAAGAUCCAGAUGAAUCACACGUCCAUUGUCCACGAAGCUGGCUUGCAGCAGGUCACCGCAACCAAGGAGGACGACAAAAACAAAAAGGGCGGAGGAGGCUCGGCGGGCUAGUUGGCGAAAUCGCUGAGUCUUGCGCAAAACUGUUUACAGCACGAGGGGAACAACGUAAGGCGCCACUACACUUGACUAUACUAAAACAAAAAUAGAGAUUUCAACCAAUCCGAACCGGUUCACUAUCCUAUCCUUGUAAAUUCGAUUCUAGCAAAUUAAAGUCAAACAGUAGAGCACUCUUGUGCCCGCAUGAGCUGCUGCUAGCUACAGAAACCAAACCUAUUCUGAUUUUGUUAUUCGAUUAUACACCAGACACAAGAUGUUAUUCGCGUUUUUGAUUAAUGUCAGACAAGGGCGUGAGCAGAGAGGAACAGGCGAUGAAGUGUAGAAGGGUCGACGCAAAAAAGCUAUGACGCGAUGAUGUGGCACCUGCCGCUCUGCAGUGUCUAGCGAGUAGCUUCUGCCUCGGCCGCGCGAGGACGUUUGUCCAGAAUUCGAGAUAAUUGCACCAGAUCUUCAGAGCUUGAUGUUGUUCCAGUAUCUGUUGAUGUUGGCAGUUGUUGUACGCUUUUGCGAGUUGUAUUUCAAAUGUUUCGAAACAGAUUUACACA
This is a messenger RNA of Amoebophrya sp. A120, 7123 nucleotides long. NCBI's taxonomy places the organism in Eukaryota, Dinophyceae, Syndiniales, Amoebophryaceae. The record is from the annotation of a GenBank genome assembly.